AUGGCUACUGCAACCACAAACGAGCCUCCAAAUAAACGCCAUGUGACGGCAGAAAAUGCUCGACGGUUCGUCGCCGAUAUCCUUCAGGGCAACGGCGUCUCCGAAGAGAAUGCAAAGAUCAUCGCCGACUGUCUGAUCCAGGCUGAUCUGCGCGGGGUCGAUACUCAUGGCAUGAACCGCAUUCCAUCGUACAUGGAACGUGUCCGACAAGGAGUGCUCGAUCCCACUGCCCAGCCCAUAUUCAAUCAGAUCACACCUGUGGUCGGUCAAGUCGAUGGCCGGAAUGCUUUUGGAUUCCUAUGCACACAUCUGGGCAUGGAGCACGCGAUCGAGAUGGCCCGCUCGUACGGAAUUGGCAUGGUCAGUGUCAAGCAUUCCAACCACUUUGGAAUGUCUGCUUGGAUCGUACAGCAGGCCAUUGACGCCGGAAUGAUGAGUCUGGUGUUUACAAACUCAAGCCCGGCACUACCAGUCUGGGGAGGUAGGGAGAAACUCAUGGGCGUCAGUCCCAUUGCUUGCGGUGCGCCUGCGGGGCAAGCGCCACCAUUUAUCCUUGACAUGGCGCCCAGCGUUGCUGCGAGAGGGAAGAUCUACAAGGCAAAGCGACGCGGAGAAAAGAUUCCCCUUGACUGGGCGUUAGAUAAGGAUGGCAGGCAGACGGACGACCCCGAAGCAGCGUUGGAAGGUGUCAUGCUGCCCAUGGGCGGGCCCAAAGGGUCAGGUCUCUCGAUUAUGAUGGACGUCUUCUCAGGAGUGCUCUCUGGCAGUGCAUUUGCUGGCCAUGUGACCAAUCCGUACGACCCCAGUAGACCCGCCGACACGGGGCAUUUCUUCGUUGUCAUUAAACCUGACCUGUUCAUGAGCUUGGAAGAGUUCAAGCAGCGCAUGGAUUAUCUGUACCAGAGGGUUGUGGGGUGUGAGAAGAUGGAUGGGGUAGAACGGAUAUUCUUCCCAGGGGAGAUCGAACAAAUUACCGCGGUGGCGAGACUGGCGUCGGGGAUUCCCUUGGUCGAAGCAGAGAUUGAUGCAUUGAAUGCGGAGGCUCUAAGGGUCAGCAAAAAGCAGCUGGUGCUUCUGGAGACUUAA
This is a messenger RNA of Fonsecaea nubica, 1086 nucleotides long. RefSeq lists its product as hypothetical. The transcript has a single exon. The record is from RefSeq and is a predicted model, not a curated record. Gene Ontology annotation, molecular function: oxidoreductase activity. The coding region runs from base 1 to 1086 and encodes 361 amino acids. Lineage: Eukaryota; Fungi; Ascomycota; Eurotiomycetes; Chaetothyriales; Herpotrichiellaceae.